GGACAUAGGCCUUAAGAGUCGAUUUAGGCGAUUUUUAGCGAUUGGCGACUCGGCGUCAUGAAGGACGCUUUUACACCUGAAAAUAGCCGUUCAAUAUUCGAUAGAAAAAAGUUCAUGUUAUUAAAAUAAAUUUUCCUCCUGGAUAUCUUUAGCGUGUAACCGCAGGUGUAAAGGCAUUCACGACGCCGAGUGUACACUCUGGUACACUUUGGUACGUGUACCAGUCGCCAAAAAUCGUCUUUUGUUGACGUAGUAUUUUACAAUAAAUUUUAGGCGAUCUUAAAUAUUAAAUAUUCACGAUAUCGCCCAUAUUUUCAAGUAACAGUAAUAUUUCAUAAUUCUUCGUACACUUUCUCAUUAAUUUUGUUCUGUUUUUAACUCGUGGUCUUUUAAUCUCUUUUCACCACUUGUUAAUUCGUGUAGAAGUAAUUAUUUAUUAUUAUUAUUUUACUUCACUUUGAUUACAUUUUUGCCAAUUUACGAGCGUUCGCAACAACGCAUUGUACUUUUGUAAGCUUGAAUUUUGUCGUACAUUUUCGCGAAUACUAUAUUUGAAUAAAAAUAAUUUUAUCGAAUCAUACCUUUCUGUCGCCAUUACUUUCUACCUGCGUCUCGUCGAUUCUUGCGUAUUUCCGAUCGACGUUCGUCUCCAUGGAAACCGGAAAAGUGGAGUCUGUUUGAGUGAGUGCUCGUCCGCACGUUUAACCUCACGUAUCUCGUCGCACGAAGGUUGUGUACAAACAUCGCAGGCGCGAAAACAUCAACGUCGUUUUCACAGAGUGUCGAGUAUAUCGUGAAAAUUCGAUAAGAGUGGCACGCGUAAUUUAUUACGAUGAUCAGAACAUCGACACUUAUUUUACUUUUGAUAAACUUUUACGCCGCACAUUGCCAGGAUGUUGACAUCGACAAGGAAGGCUACGUCGUUUACUGCCCUUGCAUGGGGCGCUUCGGUAAUCAGGCGGAUCACUUUCUGGGGGUCCUGGGCUUCGCCCAGGCACUGAAUCGCACUCUGGUGCUACCGCCGUGGGUCGAGUAUCGCACGGGAGAGACGAGAUCUGUGCAAGUACCGUUUGAUACCUACUUCAACGUUUCCCAAGUGCAGAGCUGCCACAAGGCGAUAUUGAUGGAGGACUUUAUGAGGGACGUCGCGCCAACGAUAUGGCCGCCCGAGAAAAGAAUAUCUUUCUGCUACGAGGCCCGCGUGGGCAGCAACGGAAUGUCCUGCAACGCGAAGCAGGGGAAUCCGUUCGGGCCCUUCUGGGACACGUACAACAUAGACUUCGUCAAGUCGGAGUUUUACAAGCCGCUCCAUCAUCACGAUGUGUUUUAUACCCGCGCGAGGCUCCAGCAGUGGCUGAAGGUGUAUCCCGGCGAGACUUGGCCGGUGCUGGCGUUCACGGGCGCGCCAGCCAGUUUCCCGGUCCAGCCCAUGAACAAGCCCCUGCAGAAGUGCGUUAACUGGAACGACGACAUGUUGAAGAAGGCGAAUGCGUUUAUAAAGGGAAAAUUGCCGAGGGCCGCGUUCGUCGGCAUACAUCUGCGAAAUGGAAUCGAUUGGGAACGCGCCUGCGAACACAUACCGUCCGCGCCGGAUCUUUUCGCCGCUCCCCAGUGCCUUGGUUACCAGAACGAACGUGGCAAGGCAACUCCCUCGAUGUGCCUGCCGUCGUUCGAGACGAUAAUAACUCAACUGAAGCGCGUUAUCCGCAACGGCAAAGACAUUAAGUCUGUGUUUGUGGCGUCUGACAACGAUCACAUGUUGGGCAGGUUCGAAGAAGCCUUGUCGCAAAUGAAGAUAUCAGUAUUUCGGCAGGAGCCGCCGGUAUCCGCGCAUUUGGACCUGGCGAUUCUCGGAAGGUCUAAUUAUUUCAUAGGCAACUGCAUCUCUUCCUUCACCGCUUUCGUGGCCAGAGAAAGAGAGGUCAGGGGAUACCCGACAUUCUUCUGGGGUUACCCUCCCAAAACCAGAACGGAACUGUGAUAUUACAUUUUGUAACACAAUACCUGUCUAAAGUGCAUAAUCGUCAGUUUUUUGACCUUUUUUUUAUAUUUAUAUGCUUGUUAAUCAACCGCCGACGAGAUUAACGUAUAUUUAUUGUGAGAAAAUACAAUUUUGUGACAUGUACAGAGCGCGGACUGACAAUAAGAAACGAAAUAUUUCACCAAAUAUUUCGGAUCUUCGGUAUAUAUUUCGCAAUAAAAAGUUUGUAUGAAACAAA
Messenger RNA from Vollenhovia emeryi, 2219 nucleotides. RefSeq names its product GDP-fucose protein O-fucosyltransferase 1 (gene O-fut1). The record is from RefSeq and is a predicted model, not a curated record. The coding region runs from base 833 to 1981 and encodes 382 amino acids. Gene Ontology annotation, molecular function: peptide-O-fucosyltransferase activity. The transcript has 6 exons. Lineage: Eukaryota; Metazoa; Arthropoda; Insecta; Hymenoptera; Formicidae. Gene Ontology annotation, biological process: protein O-linked glycosylation via fucose; Notch signaling pathway.